AAAUACACCUCCACGGGCAGAAGAGUUCGUCUCACCUGCCGGAAGUUUCCCAAGUCAAACUUCCUUUUAGAGCCAUCGAAAGCAGAACAAACACAGCAUAAUGCCAACAGAAGCAGUAGAGAAGCCUAUUGAUGACACAAAGCCCGAGGAGGCUUCUGGAUCAGGCACCGAAUCCGACAGUGAUGAUGAAGUCCCUGAUUUGGAAGAUGGAGAUAUUCAGCAACAGAGCCAGGUGGCUGCAGCAGCUGGUAUCCCCGAGGAGCUGGUCAGUAAAGCUAAACAGAGUCGCAGCGAAAAGAAGGCGAGGAAAGCCAUGUCUAAGCUAGGUUUGAAACAGAUACAAGGUGUGACUCGCGUCACAAUCAGAAAAUCCAAGAACAUCUUGUUUGUCAUCAACCGACCAGAUGUCUAUAAAAGUCCGGCUUCAGAUACCUUCAUUGUGUUCGGUGAGGCAAAGAUUGAAGAUCUGAGUCAACAAGCCCAGAUGGCUGCAGCAGAGAAAUUCAAGACCCCAGAGAACCCCGCAGGUGUGGGAGGAGAGGUGUCCAGUACAGUAUCACAACCUAUCCCUGAGGAAUCCGAGGAUGAGGGAGAGGUGGAUGAGUCUGGUGUAGAAAGUAAGGACAUUGAACUUGUCAUGUCACAAGCCAACGUUUCCCGAUCUAAAGCUGUCAAGGCGCUCCGGAACAAUAAUAAUGACAUUGUCAACGCGAUUAUGGAGCUGACAAUGUAGUGAAUUACCCCCCUGUUUUCUCUAUUGUGAUAUGUAUGUAUGUUUACUCUCCAAAAAUAAAAAAAAAUUAUCCACAA
Molecule: messenger RNA, 810 nt
Organism: Saccostrea echinata
Lineage: Eukaryota; Metazoa; Mollusca; Bivalvia; Ostreida; Ostreidae
Product: nascent polypeptide-associated complex subunit alpha-like
Exons: 7
Coding region: 101-733 (210 amino acids)
Biological process (GO): protein targeting to membrane
Cellular component (GO): nascent polypeptide-associated complex; cytoplasm
Source: RefSeq, a predicted model, not a curated record